Messenger RNA from Dichomitus squalens LYAD-421 SS1, 1491 nucleotides. RefSeq lists its product as uncharacterized. NCBI's taxonomy places the organism in Eukaryota, Fungi, Basidiomycota, Agaricomycetes, Polyporales, Polyporaceae. The transcript has 3 exons. The record is from RefSeq and is a predicted model, not a curated record. The coding region runs from base 1 to 1491 and encodes 496 amino acids.
AUGGCUGGAAUGGACGCUGACCGUGCAGCUGUGCCGCAACCGACCGCAAACGCAGCUGCUACUCCUCCCUCAAGCGUUCCCACUCCGGACACGAUAAAGACCCUGUUGGAAUCUAACCAGCUCCAGUGGCAGCAAAUAUCUUCUGCGGUAGCCGCCGCCACAUCGGCGGUGCCAAAAGCGUCCGGGCAGGGCGCUGGUUUUGGCGGAGAUCUCUCCAUCGAAGAGAAGAAUAAGAUCUGGUCGAGCCGUGUCGAACUUCUUGCAGCGGCGACGCGCAUACAUAAUGACUGCCGUUCGAUGGAAACCGAUAUCCGUGAUUAUAAGCAGCUCGUCGAAUCAUUCAGCUACCAGACUCUCCCCGCCGAGGACAGGACCGUGAUAGAGGGCCACCUGCAAAGUUUGCAGGGGCAGCUGGGACAGAAAGCGGACGAUAUGAAGAAGAUCCUGACCAAUUUAUCGUCCGCGAAAUUUUGGCCCACAUACACAAACCGACGCACACUCCCGCCCGGAUUGGAUGGAAACAGCAAGGAACAUCAACAAGAGCUGGCUAAAGAAAUCGGGUCUCUGAAAGGCUCUGUUUCUCAACUACAGGACUUGUUUAAAUCUGUCGAUGCGCGAUGGGAGCAGAUGUCUAAGCAACUUCAAAGUAAUCUCUCGUCCGAGUCUAGGGCCACUGGUGGAGGAGACGUGGAGAUGGCCUCAAACCAAGCCAGUACGUUCUUGGCCGAAGCAAUUGUCCCUUCAGAACUGGAGAAAAUCCGCGACACCAUGGCGAACUUCGAAGAACGCCUGGGCAGGCUCGAACGUGAUGUGCAGGACCCGUCGCUGCUCGCGCAGAUCGACGCGAUCAUCGCCGAAAACGUGCAAUCCAUCGUCCUCGCCUCUACGGGAACCGUGCAGGCCAAACCGCCCGAGCCUCGUGCCGCGCUCACCGAGGAGCAGCUCAAGACGCUCCAGACGUUGCAGCAGCAUGCGGCGACUACUGGGCAACAGGUCGCAAGGCUGUCGCAAGAAGUGGCGCAGCUGGCCGGAUUCAACGAACGGCUGCAGACCGAGAACAUGGCGCUCCAAGCCGAGAACGUCCAGCUCCGGCAGCAGCUGGAGGAGCUUCAAAAUACGCAGACGUCGUCGGGAGAUUCGACGCAAGCCGAUAGAAUGAUAUCAGAGAUGCGCGCAUUGAACGCGGCCGUCCGGGCGUAUAUCUCUCAAGGCUCUUCUUCGCAAUCUGCUGAACCCAUGGGAGACGCAGUUGUUAAGCAGAUUGCACCCUACCUCGUCAAGUCUAUCCCCGAACUCAUUGCCCCGCAACUUCAGGGCCUGCGCGAUCAACAAGAGACACUGCGUGCUGCGCACACGCAGGCCAUUCAAGAAUUGUCGACGAAGAUGUCCUCAACGUUGCAGGCUAUUGAAGCGAUUCGUGUCUUGGUCGGAGGGCUGGAGGUGAAGAGUCCGCCGCCACCUUCUCACCCGACUGUGAACGGAGCGUCGUAG